Molecule: messenger RNA, 1890 nt
Organism: Aspergillus fumigatus Af293
Lineage: Eukaryota; Fungi; Ascomycota; Eurotiomycetes; Eurotiales; Aspergillaceae
Source: RefSeq, a predicted model, not a curated record
AUGGACGUCGGAUGCUUUGUAAAUCAACGGCGGUCCUACAAUGGGGAUCUAUGCACAGUUCGUUACAUAGGUAAAGUUGAGGGCACCACCGGCGAGUGGCUCGGAGUGGAAUGGGAUGACCCCACGCGGGGGAAGCAUUCUGGAGAACACAACGGAGUGAGAUAUUUUACAUGUAGAAGGAAACACCCCACGGCUGGUUCGUUCGUGCGCCCUUCGCGACGGACCGACAGACCUCGAGGCUUCCUUGAGGCAGUGCGUCACAAGUAUGCUUCUGAGUUCCAAGAAGAACUCGCAAGACAGCAGUCAGGCGAAGUCUCUGCUGCGCGGGAAAUCAUCAAAUUUAGUAGCAAAGUAGUGGAAGAGGUCGGCUUCGACAAGAUCCGGAAGAAACUUGCAGAGCUCCAGGAAUUGAAAAUCGUGCUCCUGGAUCGCCUAUGCAUCGCAGGAGUUCUCCCUCAUAGAGCGAGUCUACAUGAGCUUGCAGAGGCUUGCAAGGAGAUAGAACAGACAUGUCCUAAGAUCGUUGACCUCGAUCUGAGUUACAACUUACUGGAAAGCUGGGUUGACAUUGCAAACAUAUGUCAACAGCUGAAGCGCUUGAAGACAUUGAAGCUGAUGUUGGUCAUUCAGUACAUCUGUGAGAAGCAUGCUGACAGUUGGCAGCGGAAAUCGUCUAGGUCCUCGACAGGAGGGUCUGAUAUUCGACGGUAUCACAACACUACACUUGGACGAGACUCUACUCGAAUGGGACGAGGUAUGCUGCACAAAGCUACUGCUUGGUUACCAAUUUCAGCUUUGACAUAUCAAUUCCCGUCACUCUCUGCUCUGUCUGCCUCCGCAAAUCAGAUUACCCAGAUCUUGACACCUAUCACGGAUACCAUCACGACCUUGACACUGGAAAACAAUGACAUCUCUUCGCUAUCCUCAUUAGCAUGUCUGACCUCUUUGAGCAAGCUCGAGCACCUCUCGCUGAGAGAGAAUCGUAUCGGGAAAGUCUAUGCGUCUGGCAUGGAAGGAAACUCUCUUCAGUUUUCCGAAAAUCUCAGAUCGGUGGACCUAUCCAGAAACAAUAUCGAUUCUUGGCUGUUUGUGAAUGAACUUCAACGCGUAUUUCCUGGGCUGCAAUCUUUGCGCAUAUCAGGAAAUCCCCUGUACGACAAGCCUGUUGCCCCCUCGAACGUCACAAAUUUACCGGAGAAGCCAAUGACGGUGGACGAGGCCUAUAUGCUAACACUCUCUCGACUCGCUUCCAUCCAAACGCUCAACUACAGCAAGAUAACUUCCCAAGACCGAAGUAAUGGCGAACUCUAUUACCUUUCCCUCAUUGGCAAGGAGUUAUCCGCGUAUCCGGAAAGCGCAGAACGCGAGAUUCUUGCUACACAUCCCCGCUAUCAGGAGCUUUGUGAGAAAUACGGAGCGCCCACAAUCAGGAGAGCCGAGCUGGCAGGCGCUGCCGUGAAUCCGCGCUCUGUUGCCGCCCGAGUAGUGAAGUUGGCUUUUUGCUUGCACUCAUCAGUUAGUUCCGGUGCAAACCAAGAACAAUUUCGAGUUCAGAAGAUCCCGAGAUCCUUUAAUACAUAUCAAGUCAAGGCAAUCGCCUCCCGCCUGUUCAAUUUGCCGCCUUACCAGUGCCGACUAGUCUGGGAGACCAACGAGUUAGACCCUAUUCAUCAGGAGAAAAAGGACGAUGGAGACGAUUGGGAUAGUGAUGAGGAUGAAGCCACAGCUAUUGGAUUGGGGGAGAGUAACAAGCUCACACCGGCGACGGAGGAUGGAAAGUUCAUCAGAAGAGAGGUUGAGCUCCUGGAUUCAACGCGAGACAUAGGCUUUUGGUUCCAACCCGAUACUGUUGAGGCAAGGAUCAGAGUAGAAGUUGCAACAUCGAAUUGA